Schizosaccharomyces japonicus yFS275 is the source of this 1947-nucleotide messenger RNA. Its product is annotated as ferric reductase transmembrane component. Bases 90 to 1754 code for a protein of 554 amino acids. Gene Ontology annotation, biological process: iron ion transport. Gene Ontology annotation, molecular function: oxidoreductase activity, acting on metal ions; oxidoreductase activity. Lineage: Eukaryota; Fungi; Ascomycota; Schizosaccharomycetes; Schizosaccharomycetales; Schizosaccharomycetaceae. The transcript has a single exon. The record is from RefSeq and is a predicted model, not a curated record. Gene Ontology annotation, cellular component: plasma membrane.
UUUUUAGUUAUAAAAGCUCCAUGUAUCCCUAAAAGUUAGGCUCUGUUAGUAACCAAAAGCUUGCAGGUUCGAGCGGUCGCAAAUUCACCAUGGCUUUGAAUCGUCAGCACAAAUGGACAGUCAUCCUUAUGGGAACCAUAUGGGCAGCAAUGAUCCUCUUCAUUCUGCUCUUCCUUCUGGACUACUUGCGCUUGCGUUUCCGUAAGUCUAAGGAGGGUGCGGUGACGACUUCAGAUGGAACUCAGAGAAACUUCUUUUACAGGUGGUACUUGGUCUCAAGAAACAUUUACCAGGCAGUAGCGACUCGCAAGAAUUUGAUCGCUACUAUUGUAUUUAUCGUUGUCAUUGGAAUUUCUAUGGGCUACAUGAAACCCGAAAGUUAUCGAAGUCUUAAGUACCCAAAGCUUUGGUAUGUGGUCGUUGUCGCCAAUAGAUUUGGUUUCUUUGCCUGUGGUUUGUAUCCUAUUAUCUUCAUGUUGAGCAUGAAAAACAGCUUCCUUGGUCUUCUUUUAUUCAGUAGCUACGAGCGUCUUAACAUCUUACAUCGCUGGCUCAGCUAUGUUGCCGUCUUAUUCGUUAUUGUACACACUAUUAUUCUCGGCAUCUACUUCAAGAUCAACAACCGUCUUUGGUUCCUGCGUACCACUCGUAUCAAGUGGGGUUGGGCCGGUAUGUGCUGUUUGAUUCUUAUUGGUAUCACAUCCAUUCCCAUGGCCAGACGUAAGUACUACGAGUUUUUCUUCAUCAUGCACCACUUGAUGGCUAUCGGAACCUUGCUUACUACUUACUACCAUUACUCAAUGUGCCAGCCUUACGUUAAGGCUGCUGCUGCUAUUUACGGCUUCGAUCGUGGUUUGCGCUGCAUCAGAGCCAUUCUUGGUUACACGACUCUUACCGUCGAAAUUGUCGGCGACGACCUUGUCGUCCUUGAAGCAAAGAGACCUCGCUUCUCGCGCAUGUUUAAAUGGACUGCCGGUAAUCACAUUUUCCUCAACAUUCCCAGCAUCAACUUUUUCCAAUACCACCCCUUCACAAUUGCCAACAUCAAGGAAGACAACACUGUGAAGCUGUACAUUAGUGCCCGCCAAGGUUUUACAAGACGCUUGCUUGAAAAAGCAAAUUUGGAAUUGCCCAAGGUUGCUGAUUCGGACGAAUCUACUAUUUCUGGAGCCUCCAAGGACCUAAACAAGGCGGAUGGUACCGUCGACAUGCAUGGAAAGUCUCAAAAGAUAAAGCUGAGAGCUUUCUUGGAGGGUCCCUACGGUGCAAUUAUUAACGUGUUUAACGUUUACGAUUCCGUCUACUUCUUCGGUGCCGGUGUUGGUGUUACCUUCCCCCUUUCGCUGUGCAGAGAUGUUUUGAGAGAUCACGGAAAGGUCCGGAAGGUAGUGUUCGCUUUCGCUUUCAAGAAGGCCAACCUAAUGGAUUGGAUGCUUGAACUUUUGGAUGACUGUAAGAACUUGUCUGCCGGUCUAGAGGUCGAAUUGAAUUUCCAUGUCACUCGUGAAGACGUAAGCGCCUUGAAGUCGUACGUCGAAUUGGAGAUGCCCGCCAAUGUUAAGAUUCUCUGCUAUGGAGGCCGUCCUAACAUGGAUGAAUAUGCACAGCGAAUUGCCGAGGACGGCGAACAUUCCCGCUGUGCCUUUGCUAUUUGCGGUCCUGAAGCCAUUAUCAACUCGACGAAGCGUUCUAUGAACAAGUUUCUUACGCUGCAAUCCGACGUUUACCAGCACUAUGAGGCCUUCGAUUGGUAAACAAUUUUGUAAUUUUUAAAUUUUGUAACUAUUUUUUACUAUCAGAUUUCCUUUUAUUUAUCGUUCCUUUACGUUAGUUGAAAUAUCAUUCACUUUGGGCUUCAAUUAAAAAAGCAACAGAAACAACAUUACGAGGUGGAUACGACGGAAACGAUUAAUACUAAAACAAUAUGCCACAACACUCUCAUAUCCC